CACUAGCAAAUGAAUUCUUUGAAAAUCUCCAUUUUGUUCUUCUUCAACUUCUUCUUUCUUCUUUUCCCUGGUUCUGUUACAUGUAGAACAACCUGUCAUACUCCUCUGUCGUGUGGUAAUGGGGAGCCUGGAGUCCUUUUCCCUUUCAGAUUAGAAGGUCGACAUAGAGAGGUAUGUGGUAUCCCCGGUUUCAGUCUUUCUUGCAGUAGUUCAAAUAAAACAGUCUUAGAGCUUCCUUUACCUGGAAAGUUUUUUGUUCAAAACAUCUAUUAUAAUUUACGGGUUAUAGAAAUCUACGACUCUGAUAACUGUCUCCCAAGAAGUCUUUUAAACCUAAGUCUCUUAGGUUCCCCUUACCAGUCAGAUGGUCGAAAUGAGAACUACACGUUUCUUAAUUGUUCAUCAGCUUCUGUUGAUCUGAGCAAUAUCUCUUCAUUAUACGUUCACAUCCAUUGCCUUAGUAGUUCCGCACACACCAUAUUGGCAACAAAUGUGACUACUCACCGUAUUCAACCGCUGAAUUCAAGCUGUGAGGUAAUUGAUACUGUAUCAGUACCGGUGAUGAGCACACUUGAUGGUUUUUCUAAUCAAAUUAGUGACGUUCUUCGUCUCACGUGGUCGCGCACACCAGCUGAUGAUACAUCACAGGGUAUUAUCCGCAAAACAAUGAUUCUUGUUUUCGGUAUUUGCAUUGGGUUUCCAAUUCUAAUAUUCUUCAUAUGCUAUUACUGUCCAUGGGUCAUAAGGUCUUACUGCUACGGGGAUCGCAGGUUAUUUGUUGCAGUUCCGCCGCAAUCGAAUGAUCGCUCGAUAUUUUCCUCAUUUGGAUAUCAGCCAUCCUUCAUAGCCGCACGCGGAUAUCAGCGGUCUUUCAUAGCCGCGCGCGAACAACCUGUCAAAGCUGGCCUUGACAGUUCGAUCAUUGAAUCCUUUCCAAGAAUACUUCUUGAUGAAAAGCUACGACUGCCAAAUCCAAAUGAUACAACUUGUUCAAUAUGUAUAUCAGAGUAUCUACCGACGGAGACAUUGAAGAUUAUACCAUCCUGUAACCACUACUUCCAUGCAAAGUGCAUCGAUCAAUGGCUUAGCAUGAGUUCAACAUGUCCUGUUUGCCGAGAAUCUCAAAGUCUCCAGUCACUGUUUCCAUCUGCUGUUGCUCCCUAGCUCUCUACCCAUGAUGUCUUUCCUGUCUGGCAAACAUUGUUUAUUCUU
This is a messenger RNA of Papaver somniferum (opium poppy), 1212 nucleotides long. RefSeq names its product putative RING-H2 finger protein ATL21A. The record is from RefSeq and is a predicted model, not a curated record. Lineage: Eukaryota; Viridiplantae; Streptophyta; Magnoliopsida; Ranunculales; Papaveraceae. The transcript has 2 exons. Gene Ontology annotation, molecular function: polysaccharide binding. The coding region runs from base 10 to 1164 and encodes 384 amino acids.